AUGGCCACCUGCACGCAGAAGGAAGAGUUUGUUAAAUCUCGAGUCGGGGGAGCCAAAAUCGAAACGGAACACGAAGAACUACUCGAACUUGCUCGGAGUCAGAUUUAUGAUAGGUUCUGGAAAAACGAUACUUUUAUCGGUAGGAAUUCGUUACAAUCUGGUUUUGCACCCUUUUUUUCAGAAAACCUUCCAGUUAAAGAUUAUCGCGUUUUGGGACCCGAUUUCGGCAAUAUUGGAGUCUGCCUACCUUGUACUUCAUUGUGAGUCUUUUUCUGAAGAUUUCAUCUCAAAUUUUCCAGAUUUUUAUUGGAACGAACUCUCACCGCGAAGUUGUGUGAUGCCAGCAAUCUUGAGAGCGAUUUCAGCGUUAGAAAACUAAUGAACGCGUUGAUAGCUUUGCAGUACGUACUUGCAGGAGGUACGUAAAAAAAAACUUUUGUUGAAAAAUUCUAACAUUUCAGAGCACGCCAAGGGGCUACAGCUUGAAGAAUGUUGGUUGGAACGGAGGAUGCAAUUUAACCGCAAUUUUCAGACGCUGAGUCGUUGGUUCGCGACGGAAAGGACCCGUCGAAAAUCCUGCAUGCCCAGGCCUACGGCCUCGCAGUUUGGGCCAGAAAUCGUGGCGGGCUCCGCUCUGGACCUGCAAGUAAUCCUCGUUUUGUCGCAUUGAUGCGUGGCUUGAAGGUUUAAAAAAAAAUCGAAACCCCUACAUCAUAUUUAUAUUUCAAUUGUAUCUUCUCAUUCGUUUUUUUAAGGUACCAGGUCACGAGGAAAAUGCUUUAGAAGAAAUCUACAAAGAAAUUCGCAGUGAUUGGAUGGACGAACCUUCGAAAAUAAUUCGCGCAGGUAAGAAAAUGAUUUUUUUUUUCCACAAUUUCAUUCGUAUCUCAGAGUUUCGAAAAGUUCUGAAAGCUUUAAAAGAAAAGAAAAAUCGAGAACUUUACAGAAAAAAAUAAAAUAAAAUAAUGAACAGAAUUUUUAUCAUAGGUAAAUAAGUAAGCACCAAAAAAAAUCGUAUUUCCUGUAACUUUUCAUCUAUUAAUGUCGAAAGCAACCGUGUUAACUUUUUUUAAAUAGAAAAUGUGGUCGAAAAAUGAUCUGGUAUGGCCAGCGGAGACGGCGCAGUGCAAACCGGACUGGUCCCCGUAGGUCUGAAACACUAGUGUAAAAAGAAUUUCAAAAAAAAAAUUUUUUCCCAUUUUGAACAAUUUCCGCUACUUUGUAAGUUAGCAUAUUUAGUUGAAUAUUUUUAGCUCGUCACCUCGAAGCAGCAGCUCAAGUUUUCACUUCUCGCCAUGUUUUCAGUAUUUGCGAAAAGUUCAAAUUCCUUGGACCGGCGCUACCUGAACGGCCGAAGGCAGUGAAAGUGAAAGCACCCGGAAGAGUUAGUUUGAAAAAAUUCAUUUUUCUAAAAAAAAUUGUUCCACAGGUUGAUCUGUACGGUGGAUGGCUGGAUACCCCGCCGAUAACGUUCCGCCUAAAGAAUUCGGCAGUUGUUAACAUGGCGAUAAAAGUGGAUGGCGAAGUCAAUUCAUUUUUUGCGGUCCUGAUUUGAUAUCAUUUUUUCAGCUUCCACUCUGUUGUGAAGCGAAAGUUUGCGAGGAAGUGUCCGGUUUAGUUGUGGAAUGCGAAGGAAGAAAAGUUAAAUUUGAAGAUUUCGAAGCAAUUCAUGAGGCUCACGAUAAACCAAAUUUAAAAGGCAAGUGAAGCUUUUCUGGAGACUUUAGGGAUUGUGAAAUUUUUAUCAUGCUCAAAAAAGGAUGAAAAUUAAGAUAGAUUUUUUUUAUCAUACAGGUUCAUUGGUUUGUGCGUGCCUGGUAGCGAUGGGAAUCUACAGAAGCCGAGAAGAGCCAAUAAUCGAUCGUUUCAAGGAAGUUUUCCACUCGGCUGGAGUUUUCGUUUCUACGCAUUCAACAUUACCACACGGAUCAGGUAGUGAACAAUUUGUUUCAAACUUCAUAUUUGUAAUUCCAGGCCUGGGAACUUCUUCGAUUUUGGCUGCGGCCAUAAUCAAGGCAUUAGGAUGUUUGGCUGGAGUCAAUGUGGCGGAAGAAGUUUUAAUCCAUAAGUUUUGUAGCUUUUUUCUCAAUUUCUUUGUUAUUCUUUGUCUUCUUUCAGGUCCUUGCCGUCGAGCAGCUUUUGACGACUGGCGGCGGCUGGCAAGAUCAGAUCGGCGGCGUUUUUCCGGGAAUAAAAGUUGGCUACUACUCGACAAACGAUAAACACGUCGACGUCGGGAAUAUCGAGGUUGAAGAGGAGUUCCUAGAAGAGCUGGGGAAAAGGCUCGUGCUCAUCUAUACAGGAAAAACUCGCCUCGCCAAGAACCUGCUGCAGGUAGAGCGCUUCAAUGCAACUUAUUUAAAAAGGACAAAAAAGCUUGAUUUUUUUUUUUGAAAUAAACAUUUUCAGGAGUUCGUGCGGAACUACUAUGAAGGAGAUCCGACGGUACACAAAGUUUUGGAAAAUUUGCAAGAAGGAGUCAAAGAAUUCGAGGUCGAGAUUGACAAAGGUUCCCGGUACUGUAUUGAGUUCCACAUUUUAAAACUCAGGUUCACUACCUGUGAAACUGGUCGAUGAAUAUUACGCGGCAAAAAAAGUUUUGACUCCCGGAUGCGAACCGACGGCCGUUGGGCAACUCAUUGAGAUGUUAAAAAAGUGAGAAGAGACAGAAAAAUUCAGUGUUCAUAAACUGCUGUCUUUAGCUCGGGAACGAUUGAAACGGCCUGGAUGGCUGGAGCUGGAGGCGGCGGUUUCUUGUACGUCUAUUUGAAGCCCGAAACUACUUUCGAUUAUCUUUCUGAGAAGAUUUCUGGAGAUUUCAGAUUCAGUAGCAUGACUUGCCACACAGCGUCUGUUCACAUGGAUGGCUUUGAAGGGUUUCCAUGA
Messenger RNA from Caenorhabditis auriculariae, 2886 nucleotides. The record is from the annotation of a GenBank genome assembly. Lineage: Eukaryota; Metazoa; Nematoda; Chromadorea; Rhabditida; Rhabditidae.